This is a messenger RNA of Penicillium longicatenatum, 204 nucleotides long. RefSeq lists its product as uncharacterized. Bases 1 to 204 code for a protein of 67 amino acids. NCBI's taxonomy places the organism in Eukaryota, Fungi, Ascomycota, Eurotiomycetes, Eurotiales, Aspergillaceae. The record is from RefSeq and is a predicted model, not a curated record. The transcript has a single exon.
AUGGAACACGAUUUCGUGGAUUAUACUAGCAAGAGCCUUGAGUUCAGACCUGAAAUCCUCAAUUUCAAGGCGAUUAAAAGUCGCCGACCUCGCGCAGCGAUGAGCAAAUUCCUGAAUCGGCACUUGCACCCUGGGCUCCAGCUUACCCCAGAUCAGCCCAUGGUGAUCAAUGGCACCACUGCUGCCGCUGAGCAGAUUGUCUAG